AUGCCGGGCACGUGCAUUUGAUAGCGAUAGCGAUAGUUACCAACAACCGUGAUUUCGAUUUAUAAGUCUACUGAUCUAUGGCCAUAGAUAAUAAAAAAAUAAUAUUAUAUUAUUUUAUUACCUGUCUAUAUCUACGGGCGCUAUGCUACUAUGGAAUAUUGUCUAUCGUCUCAUAUCGUUGAACACAUUACUUAUUAUUCAAUAUUCAUUUAUAUAGGUACCUACGAAAGUGUCGUAUACUCCCGUGUCCAACAUCCACGCGAGUUCCCGGGACGCAUGUUCAAAGCAGUUAUAUUUCGAUAUAAGGCGUGACGAUAUUUUAUUACACCGCCAACACAUUUCAUCACAAUGUCGUCGUCACUGGACAAGGAUAAUAAUAUCGCUGAACCAAGUACUUCGUAUGUUUCGAGUCUUGAAGAACCGUUCGUAGAGUUCGAGUCUUCGGAAUUAAAUCCGAAUCCGUCGCCAAAAUUCGACGACGCGUACUUGUUUGUCGUGUUAUGUCCACCCGACGGCGGUCCCUGGGCCAUAUUCACGUGCACACUAGGAUUUCUGGCCCUUUUGAUCUGCGACGGCAUUUGCUUAUCUCUUAUUCUGCUCGACGGUCGUGUCGGAAUGGUCGAAAACUUGCCGCCCGGAACACGCACCUUCGAACACUUGGCCGUAAUCUAUUUGUUCCGCUACUUGACCGAACCGUUUUCAUGUGCAUACAUCAACCUAUAUGGUUUUAGAUAUUGUUUACUUAUUGGCAGUAUAUUAUCCGUCGCAUGGCUCACAUUAUUAUGUAUUAUUGAAAAUACAUUUACUCACGAACAUUACGUUUUGGCCAUCAUUGGUGGUAUUGGAAUGGGGAUGAUUAAAACAUCAUUCUUCGUUUUGCUGUCCACGCUGUUCGUUGUAAAACGCCAUACGGCGCAUUUAUCUCUUCAUUUAGGAAGCUUUACUGGCAUGCUGAUAAUUCCAUCUAUUACUGAAUUCAAGUUAUUAGUAACAGCAGACUUGAAAUCAGCAUUGUACGUGAAUUUAGGUAUAAUGUGUCUUACACUGGUAUUCUGGUUGUUUGUGUCAACACCGGUGACGUUAAAAUUGGACAUAGACGAUGGCGAAUCUAUUAUCGAUACUACCUCUCCUCCACGAUCAAGAGCCGAGACAAUGGCUUGGAACAUAGAGAACUUCCACAACGUGUACACAACUUUAACUGUACAGGACACGAUCGGAGAUCGAAAAUUGUUUACGAGCUUGUUUCUAGCGAGCAUGCCGAUAGUCGUGAAUGCGAAACCACUGAAGUAUGCCGUCCGAAAUUUAAACUAUUCGAAUUGGAUCUAUGAAGAAUAUCGAAACCGGAGGUUAUGCGUCCGAAAUAUCACUAACAUGUUCCAAAACCGUGUAAUAGGUAGUCGGCCGAUGUAUAGAGAUGACGUACUCUACGACGGAAACAUCUCCUUAUUGUUGAUGGCCAAUAUUAAGAGUAAAAAUAAAAAUAUCGAAUACAAUGAAUAUCUGAUGACGAUGACUCGUAUUUAUACCGUGGCUGACGUGGUUGAAGAAAGGAGCAAAUGGUUCAGUUUUAAAUUCCCAAUAGCCAUAAAUCGAGUUUUGAAAUGUAUGUUUAACAUGUCAAUCUGGUUCAACGAACAAUUUCUCUUAAUGGUAGUCAGUGAGGCAUUGAUUCACGCUGCCUGUUUGGUACCAUUCAUGUUCAUUAAAGGUCUUUCGGGUCAGAAGACGUCUGCAGAAGCAGUGAUUACCCUUAUGGCGGGCUGCUUUGGUUUGUUGUAUGGUCGGGGACUCGGUCAUGUGAUGCACGGAAGGUCACCAGAUCCAGUACCUCUGUAUCAUGUUGGCCUAGUGUUGAUAGCUAAUGGACUAUCGUUGCUCCUAUGCGCCACGACCACCAAUGAUAUUUCCAAUCUAUUGCCGUACUUUGGAUUUUUUGGAGUUACUUUCGGAUAUUACAAGUCGAUUCAAAACGUAGUGCUGUACACUGCUUUUCCGGUUAAGAAAUUUAACAAUGUAUGCGGACAAAUUUCAUUGGUCCGAGGUGUAUCGUCGUUUGCCGGGAUUCUGAUAGCGGUAAAUAUCAUGCGGCCGGAGAACGACGGUCGGCCGGCCACGAGCUGCCAGGGAGUAUACGUUUACGCAGGAAUACUCAUGAUGAUCGGAAGCGUUUGCGUGACCGUGUUGCAGCAAUCGGCCAACGCCCUCAAUCUGCGAUCGCCGUACUACAAAGUAUCAGCUGUACGUCGAUGAAACUUGUAGUCGGCGUAAUACUCACGCGUGCCGUUAUACAUUAAACCGAUUUAAAAAUAUAUAUUAUAUACAUUGAAUCUAACCUAACGUUUAAAUACCGACUUAUUGCAUUAUGAUUAUAUUGUCUUACCAUCCCGAAUGUUGUCAUAAAUAAAUACAUAUUUAAAUAUUUUGUAAAUAAUAAAAGUAUAGAUUAUAUUUUCAUUAUUAUCAUAACGUCGACCUAAGGGGAUGGUCACGCUUAUUCUUUGUAGUUUUUUAUAGCUAAUUAUUUUGUAACUGUACUGUUUCCGAUUAGAUAGGACGUGUAUACCCGCGUGAGUGACUCCGUUUAACCAACAUAUUUAUUAUACCAUAACAAAUUUUAGGUUCAAAAUAAUCAAUUUUACUCGGUUGAUUUUAAUAUUAGAAUAAUAUUUGAUACAAUUUAUUGGUACGAAUAUUAUUUAUGGAUUCAUGUUGGAGACUUGUAUGAUUAAAUUUAAAUUAAAAAUUGUAUAAAAAAUUACAUUUUAAGGGCAUUUCAUUCCGCGCGCUAUUUAAAAUGGACAUUUUUUUUUAAGAACGAGUAUAUGUAAAUGUGUGCGUAAAUGAUAAUUGGUAUGCUUAACUGUAAUGUAAAAUAAAUAACGGACCUCUCUCGCCCGAGUGUGGAGUACAUAAUUACCUUGCAAAUUACCUUGCAAUUAUUUGACAUUAUUCAAGUUUUUAAUUUGAAGCAACUAUAUAUUUAUAUAUAAACUCUUCUCUAAUCCAACUUCAUCCAAUGUAAAGGUUUAUCCGCAUUCAAUGAAUUACCUGUAGAAAUUAGAUUAAUUCGCAAUAAGAGACUUUAAAAAAAAAAUUAAAAAUAUCCUAUACCAGAAAAACAUUAAUGCACAACACCACA
This is a messenger RNA of Rhopalosiphum padi (bird cherry-oat aphid), 3139 nucleotides long. RefSeq lists its product as uncharacterized. Gene Ontology annotation, biological process: transmembrane transport; monocarboxylic acid transport. The transcript has 10 exons. The record is from RefSeq and is a predicted model, not a curated record. The coding region runs from base 349 to 2250 and encodes 633 amino acids. NCBI's taxonomy places the organism in Eukaryota, Metazoa, Arthropoda, Insecta, Hemiptera, Aphididae. Gene Ontology annotation, molecular function: monocarboxylic acid transmembrane transporter activity.